AUGGCUCCCAGUCAGACCCAAGCCCAGAAACAGCCAACUGCUGCCCAACUCGCUCAAAUUGAUGAUUUCUAUAUCCCAGCAGAUGAGGAGGAUUGGAAUGAUUUAGUUUCCCGCAAAACAGGUUUGAGAUGGAAAACAAUCCACACCAUCCCAGCUGACUGGGUUACGUCCGCCUCGGAGGCCACCGAGGCCCAAUAUGCGAUGAUCCGCUCGUACUCGCCCCCAAUGUCCCGUGCCACGUCUUUCAAGGAAAAAUCCCACCGAUUUGGGUUCACCAAUCAAGCCUUAGACGCAGCUGCAGACGUCCUCGCUGCCUCGGCGGAAUGGUCCCGAUACCUACGUCUUCUCGACACCCAGGAUUCAAUUGACGAUAUCUGGGAGACCAGCGAUAAAUGGCCAGGGUCUUUCUCCACCGUGAGAAGAUUACAGGAACAAACAAUGACGGUCUGCGGUGUUCGUGACGAUGAGCAAAUGGGCCAGCUCCCAGAUGCCGAGGAUGAAGCAACACCGAAUGCCGCUGCCAUCAUCCUUCUUCAAAAUAUCUCUCACUUAACCUACUCUAAGCUAGAGUGGAUCCUAAACCGUGUGCACUUUGUGAGUCAAUUCAACCAGGCCAAGGUCAACGCGUUUACGGAUGGUGCGUUACGGUCUAAGAGAACAAUGGAUAUCUUCGCCAUCGUAGAAGUAAAGAAGAGAGUCUUCUGGAUAAAAACCGAAACCAUCCUCAUGCAAGAGGCCUGUGAAGUCGCGGGGUGGUUGAUGAGCUGCCAUGGGCAGAUGGCCCACUUCAACGGGCACUUCCUAUUGAUUUCACAAGACCGGCAUGAGCUCUUCAUCACCUUUGUGCCCUUCGAGGAGUAG
Messenger RNA from Penicillium digitatum Pd1, 861 nucleotides. Its product is annotated as putative alcohol dehydrogenase. The record is from RefSeq and is a predicted model, not a curated record. Lineage: Eukaryota; Fungi; Ascomycota; Eurotiomycetes; Eurotiales; Aspergillaceae.